Exaiptasia diaphana is the source of this 2379-nucleotide messenger RNA. RefSeq lists its product as uncharacterized. Lineage: Eukaryota; Metazoa; Cnidaria; Anthozoa; Actiniaria; Aiptasiidae. The record is from RefSeq and is a predicted model, not a curated record. The coding region runs from base 53 to 1945 and encodes 630 amino acids. The transcript is spliced from 4 exons. Gene Ontology annotation, molecular function: protein binding.
GCGUGGUUUUACUGUAGACAUCUGGUUAAGUAAAACGCUCUCGGGAUAAACCAUGGAUCCACGGAUGCUGGCAGAACUGCUUGGAGGUGACCUUGAGAUAAUGACAACUUUUAAUCCUUCAUAUCCAUUAAAGUUCGAGAGGUUUGGCGAUGCAGACCCCAAGAAAGACCCCGAAUUUAUGAAGCACGUGGAAAGUUGUUAUUCUGCUGGGUGCCCGGUUUCGGGAGAAAUGAGUGCCAUGUCCAGUGUUUACUCCAACCAGCUUAUUUACAAGGCCGAAGAAAAAGCUCGCUGGGCUUAUUCUGCCAACGACCCCGUCAAAGAAGCAAAAGCGGCUCUGUCGAUGUCGCCAUACUGCCCAGAGGCUUACAAUGUCAUGGCUCAAAUGGGCUCAAAUACCUUCGAAGAAGCUCUUGAGUUCUACAACAAGGCUGUAGAAAUUGCUCCAAAAAUCUGCCCAACCUUUGCUUCUGAUGUUGCAGAGGGUCAUUGUUGGAGUAAAAAUCACUUAAGAAGUUAUUUCAGAGCUGUACAUGGGCAAGCUAACACACUGCGUAAAAUGGGAAGAAACAAGGAGGCUUUGAAAAAGUACCUCAAGCUUGAGAAGAUGGACAAAGAUUUCCAUAGCUGGUCCUCCUAUGCAAACUGGCGCUACCAUGUUCUUGAAGUAUAUAUGAAACUUGGUGAUGACAAAGGAGCCCUUUCCUUUGCAACUAAGAAAUCAAACCAAGAAGCAUUCACAUUAGCAUCAUCCGCUAGUGCAUGGCAUUGGAGUAUGGCACUGCUUGAUUAUAGAUACCGAAACCACAGGGGUUUUGCAAAAGAGUACUACAAAUAUAUAGAAGAAAUGCGUGGUCCUUCAAUCCCUCCUGUAGGAGCUAUUAUUGGUGCCUCCCAGGCCUCACGUCAUGUCUUAGACUUUUUGACAGGAGAGAGGAAGCUGCCAAAUUGCAAAAUUCCAUAUGCAAUGAAAGCUGAAAGUUCUUUGAGUAAUUCUGCUGUGUAUUGCAUGUCAAAUCUGGAGCUUUGGAGAAGUACCCCAGGGGCUAUUGAGUGGGCAGCAACAAACUGUUAUACUCAUUAUUGCCUCUGUAUGCUGCGAAAUGAGGUUGAAAUUCUGCAGCACCUUAAACUAGAGCCAACUUUAGAUGAGUUUAAGAAACUUGUCAACAAAGGAGUUUUCCUUGAAGCACCUACACCAGGGUUUGGUUCAAGAUUGAUCUGUGAAGCUAUUAAAUCUGAUGAUGUUGAUAAGUUAGAGGUUCUACUAGAUGCUGGAGCCAAAGUUACACCUGAUGUUCCUAGUAAUAUGCCUAAACCUCUUCAUAUUGCUUGCUAUUAUAACCAUGAUCCAGAUGUUAUAAAGAUGCUAUGUAAACAUGGUGCCAAUCCAACUGAAAAGUAUGGUGUUCAUUACAGUCCCAUCCAAAUGGCAGCAGAGCAAGGUGCUGUCAGGGCAUUAAAGACUGCAAUCAGUUGCUUACCAAAAGACCUGAAAGUCAGCCAUGAUGUGAUUAUGGAGGAGAUCCUUCUUGUUCUAUUCAAGACGUCUUGCUAUGACUGCAUCACUGGUAAAGGUCCAAAAUGUCAGCGAUGUCAGUACGACAAUAACCCUCACCCUAAGAACGCAUCAUUUACUGGAUGUGUUGAUGUUGUCAUGGAUACAGGAUACACGCCAUCAAAGAGCAUUCUUACUCACCUUCAUCAGGUGUGGAGCUUCAGACCAAAGCUGUUUACUUAUAUUCUUAAGAAGGCCAUCAAAACCUCACCCACCCUAAGUGCUUUAACUCACAUCACUUCAGAAGAAGCGUGGAGGAGAAUUUGUAGUGUUUGUGGAGAAGAAGAUGUCAAAACUAUGAUGUGCUCUGGAUGUCACUGCAUCCGAUAUUGUUCACGACAAUGUCAAAAGGCUGAUUGGAAGAAACACAAGAGAAUUUGUUUUUAGCUUUACAAAUGAACAAUACAUUGCCACACAGAAAUAUGAAUAUUAAUCUUUAUUAUUGUAUUGUUAAGUUGGACAUUGAAACCAGUAGAGACUUAUGUUUUUUUGGUAUUAUUUACCAUGAACCAAGACAGUUUUAUUUGACUAUUAUUAUAAUUUGUUGAUAUAGAUUAAUGGUUUCAGCAUAGUAUUUUUUGGACAAUAAUGAAGCCAUAUAUGUUCCUGUUUGAAAUACAAUUAUUGUAUUGUUAUAUCAUAAUUUUAGAUCAAGAAUUCAACACAAAGCUCCUAAGAUGUUAUAUUUUUCUUUUAUGUUUUACAAUGAGCUUUCCUAAGAAUAAUAUAUGAUUUUCAAUGAAAUGGAAAUGCAAAUUGAUUAACUUUGAUGAUUAACUUUUUAAGACAGUUCCAUUUUUAUUUAUAAAAAAUUAUGCUUA